This is a messenger RNA of Olea europaea var. sylvestris, 1419 nucleotides long. Its product is annotated as 3-ketoacyl-CoA synthase 17-like. Bases 1 to 1419 code for a protein of 472 amino acids. Gene Ontology annotation, biological process: fatty acid biosynthetic process. The transcript has a single exon. The record is from RefSeq and is a predicted model, not a curated record. Gene Ontology annotation, molecular function: acyltransferase activity, transferring groups other than amino-acyl groups. Gene Ontology annotation, cellular component: membrane. NCBI's taxonomy places the organism in Eukaryota, Viridiplantae, Streptophyta, Magnoliopsida, Lamiales, Oleaceae.
AUGAAACUACAAGUAAAUAUUCAGAUCCUCCAGCUCUCAUUUCUAGCACUUCUAUUCUUUACCCCUCUCCUCCACAAAACCAUAUCCUCCGCCCCAUUCGCUGCUGUCCUCCACCUUCUCUCCGCCAACCUUCGCCUCUCACUAUCAUGCACCAUCUGCACAUUCAUCUCCAUUUUCUACUACUUCUACACCCGCCCAAGCCAGGUUUACAUGCUAAACUACACCUGUUACAAACCACCACCUCACCGGAAGUGCUCCUAUCAAGUGGCUGAGAAUUUUGUGAGCCGAAAUGCACAGUUCACCGAGAAAACCCUAGACUUCAUGCGUAACAUUUAUCUGAAAUCGGGUUUAGGUGAUGAAACUUAUGGGCCCGCGUUCAUUUUUGAAGAAGAUGGUGUUCCUACACUAAAUUACGCCAUGCAAGAAGCUGAAGAAGGGAUUUUUUCUUCCAUUGAUGCCCUUCUGUUGAAAACCCUAAUCGAUCCACAAUCCAUAGACAUUGUUAUUGUUACAAGUGGAAGCUUUUCUCCUACUCCAUCACUUUCUUCACUCAUUUUAAAUCACUAUAUACUCAAACCUGACGUGAAAACAUAUAAUCUUAGUGGUAUGGGUUGCAGUUCUGGAGUUAUUUCAAUGGAUUUUGCAGCCGAGAUUUUACGUAGCAGCCGAAAAAUUCAAAAUGUUCUUGUAGUCGUCACUGAGAGUAUCACUUUAAAUUGGUACUCCGGUGACAACCGUCCAAUGCUGGUGACUAAUUGUAUCUUCCGGGUCGGCUGCGCCGCCGCGUUGAUCACCAACGACCCGAGUCACCGCCGUGUUGCCAAGAUGGAACUUGUUGACUCGCUUAGGACUCACGACGGGGCUGAUGACGGCGCCUAUAGAGCUGCAUUUCAAGAAGAGGAUGAGAAGGGUAUUAAUGGGAUUUCACUCACCAAGGAUUUGAUUAGGGUUGCUGGCAUGAGCUUACGUAAGCACAUCAAGAUUUUAGCACCACGAGUCUUGCCACUGAGUCAAAUCGUUCAUUAUGCCUACUCGGUAGUUUCGGCCAAGUUUUGGGGUGACGAGUCGAAGCCUAUCGUCCCAGACUUCAAGACAGCAUUCGAGCAUAUAUGUAUACACACGGGUGGUAGGGCUGUGAUUGAGAACGUAGCCCGAGUUCUCAAACUGGACGACGAGGUGAUUGAGCCAGCUCGAAUGACUCUAAACCGGUUCGGGAACACGUCUAGUAGUCUUGUAUUCUAUGAAUUAGCUUAUUUUGAAGCCAAGAAAAGAGCAAAAAUGGGUGAUAGAAUGUGGAUGCUUGCAUUUGGAACAGGGUUCAAAGUUGGUAGCUUAGUGUGGAAAUGGCUUCAAAAUUCAAGCCAAGAAUUUGAUAAUCCAUGGAAUGAUUGCAUCCAAAAUUAUCCAUUGAAGACUUGA